AUGGUCUGUAAGGUGUGCCAUGAUAUGUUGUACGGACACAAGGGCCGCCGGGAUUCUGGCUCACAACUGGCCCUGAGUUUCUGGCACCAUGAAACGGCAGAAAACGUCAAGGCAGCCGCCGAGGAUGCAGAAUGCUAUCUCUGCCGUGUCAUCGACGAGAAACUGAGAGAUCUCCAUAUCAACCCUCCCGUCGGUCCCGAGAGGAGCUGGUUCCUCUGUGCGUUGUUGCAACGAUUUCCUCGCUAUAAUGGUGUCUAUCGUCUGGACAUCAAGCUUGAACAGACCAAGACGACAGUCGCAAGCUUCGUCUUAAAACAGAAUGACGCCGAUAUGCCCAGCCAUCUUCAAACAACUCCCAGAAGCGCAAGUACAUCGGAUCCAGAGGUCUUCGACCUGGCCAGAGAUUGGAUCGAUGUAUGCGCAAGAACCCAUGCUAAAUGUCAGACCGCUUCAAGUAUACAAUGGUACCCGACACGAUUAAUAGAUCUGCGAGCUAUGCCGGAAGCUGAGAUGGAAAUCGUACGGCUGGUGUCACAAAAGGACGCCGAGAAGAAGGACGGCCAACCACUCUUUGAAGGGAGAUAUGUUACUUUGAGCCAUCGAUGGGGGCAUAUGACAAUCCCCAAACUCCGACAUAUGAAUAGAGCCGACUUGCAAACUGCAAUACCGUCAGAGAACCUCCCCACAACGUUCCAGCACGCAAUGCAAUUCGCACGAGAGUUAGGUGUGCGGUGGAUAUGGAUCGAUGCUCUCUGUAUCAUCCAGGGGGACGAACAAGAUUGGCUCCAUGAAAGUUCGCAGAUGGACAAGGUAUAUGCUUUCAGCCAUUGCAACAUCUCCGCCACUGCAGCCAUCGAUGGCUCUGAAGGUCUAUUCAACCGCAGGGACCCCGAUCGGAAAUGGUUCGACACAGUGAGCCUUCGAACACAAGACCUCUCAGGAGAUGGACAGAAGGUAGUUGAGUGUACCAUUUCCGAUCUGUCAUUCUGGGAUCAAUAUGUCGACAAUGCACCAGUCAAUCGGCGAUCUUGGGUUUUCCAGGAACGACUUCUGGCACCAAGGGUGUUGCAUUGGUGUAAAGAUCAAAUUGCGUUUGAAUGUCGCGAACUCGACAGAGCCGAAUGCCGUCCAGAAGGCCUCCCCCAUCUUCAGAUGAGGGCGGGUCAGCUCAUCGACCAGGCCCGCUUGAAGGCUAUGGAUCGGGAAGUCGGCAGGCGGCUCCGUGAGCUGAGACUGGCGGCGUUGCACAGUUCGUCACGUAGCAAAGGCUUAAAAUGGAUGGUGGAGGCCAUUGAUCCGAAGCUGUACCUUUACGAAGUCUGGAAACGGAUGGUCGAGGUGUACACCAAGAUGGAACUGAGCGACGAGAGAGACCGACUUAUAGCAUUGUCCGGCAUUGCGAGAAUGAUGACAAGGAUCUUGAGACUGGAUGGAAGUGAGGACCAAUAUCUCGCCGGCAUGUGGCAGAAUUACCUGGCAAGCCAGUUACUGUGGUAUGUCAACGACGGCGAGGAAGAAGGAAAGACGGCGCAGCCACUGCCGAACACUCGACCACGGCAAUAUCGUGCUCCCACCUUCUCAUGGGCCUCAGUCGAAACUUCUCGUGGUGUCACCUUUCCAGAGACAACAGACAAGGGCAUCCUGGUGGAAGUCCAGGUAGUCAGGCUAACCUAUCGCACCGAGGAUGACAUGUUUGGCAUUCUCACUGACGGCUAUCUUGUUCUCAAAGGCGUGUUGAGGAGGAUCGAGUUGACAGAUGCAGAGCAGGAUCAGAGCUCGUUGACCUCGAUACGCAAGUCUAUGUGGCAAUGGUAUACUCCGAGUACCGCGCUCCUCGCUGUCACUGUGGUCAGCAUAUCGAUAUUACUGACGAUGGUGACCCUAAGAACACUCUCCUGGCAACAGCACAGACUGAUCUUGACAUUGCUCUUCGCAUCCACUCUUCUAAGCCCGGUGCACUUUGUCACCAUGGGAUUCCACGCUCGCAAGCAACGGCCUGCUGAGCCGGAGUAUCCACGAAACCGAUUCAGCUGGCGUUUGAUGCAGAAGGGCCAGCCUAUUGGCGACUCUCAGUCCAUCGUAUAUCUGGACAGUCCUGCCAGUGAACCCUCGGUAUUCGGCCCCAAUGCACAAGUCUUUUGUUUACCAGUCUCUCAAGAUGACCGGCAUCUGAACUGCCUUCUCAUCCAGGCCACCGAUGGGGACCACGGGAUCAGGUACAAACGAGUCGGGCUAACCAAGAUCAUGAACCUGUUCGACCAGGAUGUGGAGGCGAUCAAAGAGCCUCCGACCAGGAAAAAGGACAAAGCGUUGGGCAGGUACUACUGGGGUCCAAACACUCGAUUCCGAGGCGAGAGCCAUAUCUGUAUUAUCUGA
Messenger RNA from Fonsecaea nubica, 2376 nucleotides. RefSeq lists its product as hypothetical. Bases 1 to 2376 code for a protein of 791 amino acids. The record is from RefSeq and is a predicted model, not a curated record. The transcript is spliced from 3 exons. NCBI's taxonomy places the organism in Eukaryota, Fungi, Ascomycota, Eurotiomycetes, Chaetothyriales, Herpotrichiellaceae.